GGGGUGGUAGGGACGUCCCAAGGAUCCCGGAUAGCACGGACCGUGAAAGUUAAACUGCAGGUUAGUUUUUUUCGAAAACGCGUGACAUUCAGUGGAAGAUAUCCUUAAAAUGGUCGGGUUAUCUCGUUCUUUCUAACGAUACAAAAUAGCGUUUUGAAUCCGCUUUUUCGGAGGCAGCAAACAUGAUGAAAGAGAGGGGAUGUUGUGCGUCCAUCUGUCAAUGUUUUUUCGAAUAUUCAACGCCGAAAAUUCUUGUAAUUCGGAGCUUCAAGGUUGGAACCGUCAACAGAAUCACGCAGGCUUUAGUGAUUGCAUAUGUGAUCGGGUAUGUCUGUGUGGUGAACAAAGGCUACCAGGAGACAGAUGCAGUCCUCAGCUCUGUCACGACCAAGGUGAAGGGCAUCGCCCUGACCAACACUUCCGACCUGGGCCUGCAAAUCUGGGAUGUGGCAGACUAUGUCAUCCCACCACAGGAGGAGAGCACAUUCUUUGUGUUGACGAACCUGCUCAUCACUCUGAACCAAACUCAGUCGCACUGUCCAGAGGUCCCAAAAACUGGUUUUGACUGCACCUCAGACAGGGACUGCAAGGCUGGCUCACGUGAUACCCGAGGCAAUGGUGUUCAGACUGGGAAAUGUGUGAAGUACUCAGCUGCGGAGAAGACAUGUGAGGUUCUGGCUUGGUGCCCACUGGAGUUAGAUAAGGAACCUCCCAAUCCUCCAAUGUUGGCAGAUGCUGAGAACUUCACAGUGCUUAUAAAGAACAGCAUCCGAUACCCCAAAUUCAACUUCAAUAAAAGGAAUAUCUUGCCCUAUGUCAACAAGACCUACUUGGAACAAUGUGUAUUCAAUCGCAUCACUGACCCAGACUGUCCGAUCUUCAGACUCAAAGACAUGGUCACAGAGGCCAAUGAGGACUUUCAGACCAUGGCUGUCCAUGGUGGGGUUAUGGGUGUCCAAAUCCGUUGGGAAUGUGAUCUGGACAUGCCAAGCAGCUGGUGUGUGCCUAGGUACACCUUCCGUCGCCUGGACAACAAGGACCCAGUGAACAAUGUGGCGCCUGGAUACAACUUCAGAUUUGCCAAAUAUUACAAAAACGGUAACAAUGAAGAGACAAGAACAUUAAUCAAAGGAUUCGGAAUACGCUUCGAUGUAAUGGUUUUUGGUCAGGCUGGAAAAUUUAACAUAGUGCCAACACUGCUGAAUCUUGGUGCUGGUCUUGCCCUCCUUGGCUUGGUGACUGUUGUUUGUGAUUGGAUUGUGCUGACAUGCAUGACGAAAAAAAAUAUCUAUAACGAACAGAAAUAUUCUUAUGUUGAUGACUUUCAAUUGCUUUCAAAUGAAACACCAUAAAGCCACGGCGAAUCAUGUCGAGCAGAAACAACUGUGUAUACAGCAUAUCAA
Coregonus clupeaformis (lake whitefish) is the source of this 1403-nucleotide messenger RNA. It is a transcript of the gene p2rx4a, whose product is annotated as purinergic receptor P2X, ligand-gated ion channel, 4a. Gene Ontology annotation, cellular component: plasma membrane; nuclear inner membrane. NCBI's taxonomy places the organism in Eukaryota, Metazoa, Chordata, Actinopteri, Salmoniformes, Salmonidae. The transcript has 12 exons. Bases 183 to 1352 code for a protein of 389 amino acids. Gene Ontology annotation, molecular function: ATP binding; extracellularly ATP-gated monoatomic cation channel activity; purinergic nucleotide receptor activity. Gene Ontology annotation, biological process: response to ATP; monoatomic cation transmembrane transport. The record is from RefSeq and is a predicted model, not a curated record.